AUGAUGAUGAGAAUGAUGAUCCAUUAUGGGGGAGCCUCCACAGGACAAAGUUUCAUUCCCAACCAGCAAGAAGUAGCUGACUCCUUUGUGUUCAGCUCUGCCCGUUUUUACGUGGCUGCCUUUGACUCGGACAAAAUCCCUGACCCAGCCCAACGUGGGCAGGAGCAGAAAUCAGACUACGACACCCUCAUGUGUGGCUUUCACAGCAUUAUAACACCUGUUUUCACAUGUGGUGGCAUUCUUACUGGAGAGUCUGGAUUUAUUGGCAGCGAAGGUUUUCCUGGAGUGUACCCUCCAAAUAGCAAAUGUACUUGGAAAAUCACAGUUCCAGAAGGAAAAGUAGUCGUUCUCAAUUUCCGAUUCAUAGACCUCGAGAGUGACAACUUGUGCCGCUAUGACUUUGUGGAUGUGUACAAUGGUCACGCCAACAGCCAGCGCAUUGGGCGCUUCUGCGGCACGUUCCGGCCUGGAGCCCUUGUGUCCAGUGGCAACAAGAUGAUGGUGCAGAUGAUUUCCGAUGCCAACACAGCUGGAAAUGGCUUCAUGGCCAUGUUCUCCGCUGCUGAACCAAACGAAAGAGGGGAUCAGUAUUGUGGAGGACGCCUUGAAAGACCUUCUGGGUCUUUUAAAACCCCCAACUGGCCAGACCGGGAUUACCCUGCAGGAGUCACUUGUGUGUGGCACAUUAUAGCCCCAAAGAAUCAGCUUAUAGAAUUAAAGUUUGAGAAGUUUGAUGUUGAGCGAGAUAAGCCAAUUGUGUCUGAGAGAAAUGAACUUCUUAUUCAGUUUUUAUCAGACUUAAGUUUAACUGCAGAUGGAUUUAUUGGCCACUACAACUUCAGGCCAAAAAAACUGCCAACAACUACAGCACCACCUGUCACCACCACGUUCCCUGUAACUACAGGUUUAAAACCCACCGUGCCCCUUUGUCAGCAAAAGUGCAGACGGACGGGAACUCCGGAGAGCAAUUAUUGUUCAAGUAACUUUGUAUUAGCUGGCACUGUAAUCACGACCAUCACCCGAGGUGGGAGUCUGCACGCCACAGUCUCGAUCAUCAACAUCUAUAAAGAAGGAAAUCUGGCGAUUCAGCAGGCCGGCAAGAACAUGAGUGCCAAGGUCGUGGUGGUCUGCAAGCAGUGCCCUCUCCUCCGCAGAGGUCUAAAUUACAUUAUUAUGGGCCAAGUGGGUGAAGAUGGGCGAGGCAAAAUUAUGCCAAACAGCUUUAUCAUGAUGUUCAAGACCAAGAAUCAGAAGCUUCUGAAUGCCUUAAAAAAUAAGCAAUGUUAACAGUGAACUAUGUCAAUUUAAGCUGCAUUCUGUCAUUGCUUUUAAAAGAUCUGUUUUCUCUCAGUAGGAAAAAACUUGUAAAAUUAAAUGUUGAGCAUUCUGAAAAGUUGGAUUAAUUUACUCUUCACGUGAUGUAGGUAUAAAAUCUCCCAUAUAGCCGAUGGAAUUUCUGUGCCUGCACUGACAGAAGCAGACAUCUGAUUGAAAACCUGCCAACUUAGCGCAAUGAUGGGAAACUAAAUGUGUCAAGUGUUGACAGCUUGGAAGCAGUUUAUUUAUACAUCUCUGUAAAAGGAUAUUUUAGAGUUGAGUUGUGUGAAGAUGUAAAAAAAAAGAUUUUAUAAGUGCAAUAUUUAUAGUGAUAUUUGUUUUACCUUCAAGCAUUUGCUCCAAGGUGUUACAUUCAUCUCUUCCUUUUUUUAAAAUCAAUGCUUAAUAAAAUAUUUUUAAAUGAUGA
Galeopterus variegatus (Sunda flying lemur) is the source of this 1744-nucleotide messenger RNA. Its product is annotated as procollagen C-endopeptidase enhancer 2-like. The coding region runs from base 1 to 1287 and encodes 428 amino acids. The record is from RefSeq and is a predicted model, not a curated record. Gene Ontology annotation, molecular function: protein binding. The transcript is spliced from 10 exons. Lineage: Eukaryota; Metazoa; Chordata; Mammalia; Dermoptera; Cynocephalidae.